This is a messenger RNA of Schizophyllum commune H4-8, 2127 nucleotides long. Its product is annotated as P-loop containing nucleoside triphosphate hydrolase protein. Gene Ontology annotation, molecular function: ATP hydrolysis activity; ATP binding. Lineage: Eukaryota; Fungi; Basidiomycota; Agaricomycetes; Agaricales; Schizophyllaceae. Bases 1 to 2127 code for a protein of 708 amino acids. The transcript is spliced from 12 exons. The record is from RefSeq and is a predicted model, not a curated record.
AUGCCCCUGCACCGACUACGGGACCAGAUCUCCCUAGACACCGCUACCCGCCUACAAGCACAUGAGAACUUCAUCGCUGCCACCGCCGCCACCGCCUCUGCUUCCACCUCUCGCUCUUCCUCUUCCCGCCCGACCGCAUCCAUCUUCAACCGCACCUCCGUCUCCACUGCCCCAACGCCCACACAACCACAAGAAGAAACCCUCUGGGUUGACCGCUACCGCCCCACGCGCUUCACCGAGCUCAUUGGGAACGAGCGCAGUGCGCGAGACGUCAUGGCAUGGGUCAAGCAGUGGGACUGGUGCGUCUUCGGGCACCGCAAGGGCAAGAAACGGCCGCGGGAGGAGAACCAGGAGGGGAUGGACGAGUAUCAUCGACCGCAGGAGAAGCUGCUCCUUAUGUCGGGCCCGCCGGGGCUGGGGAAGACGACGCUGGCGCAUGUGGUGGCGCGGCAUGCGGGGUAUGAGGUUAUGGAGAUUAAUGCGAGUGACGCUCGCUCUGGCACCGAAGUCGAGGACCGUAUACGACCCGCGCUCGAAUCUGGUUCGGCGGUGGGCAGCAAGAAGCCCGUGCUCCUGGUUAUAGAUGAGAUCGACGGCGCGACAAGCGCAGACAAUUCCAGCUCCUUCAUCCACAAACUCGUCCAACUGACAAAGGACGAGCCUUCCAAGAAACGCCGCCCCGGCCAGAAGCGCGACCCCAAGACCGCCCGCCCCAUCCUCCGCCCCAUCAUCUGCAUCUGCAACGACCCCAACGCGUCCGCGCUCGCCAAGCUCCGCCCGCAAGCGCUCCAUGUCCGCCUCCAGCGCCCCGCGGACGCGCAUAUCGUGAAGCGGCUGCGCCAGAUCUGCGAGCUCGAGGCCCUGCGCGCGGACUCGCAGGCGCUGAGUGCGCUGGUGGCGGUGGCGAGGGGGGAUAUGCGGGGGUGUUUGAAUACGCUCCAGUUCAUCAAGGCGAGGAGCGCGGAGGUGAAUUUGGCGAUGGUAAGGUCGGCGACGGUGGGGAUGAAGCAGGCGGAGACGAGCGUGCAGUCUGUGCUCAAUAGCCUUUUUGCGCCGAUGUCGAAGAGGCGGGUGAAGGAGCUCGGGCUGACGGAGGCGGAGGAGGCCAAAUAUGUCGCACGCCUCAGUCACGAAGUUGACGCCAGUGGGAGGGAGAGUGGGGUUGCUGUCGGAUGCUUCGCGCACUACGCAUCGCUUCGGCAACAUGACGCCACACUGGACCGAUUCGAGAAGGCCAACGACUGGCUAGCCGCCUUCGACGCGUUCUCUGCGGCGAUGUGGGGCGACGGCGAAUUUGCGCUGGCGCCGUACCUGCCCUACACCCUAGUCGCCUUCUACCCUCUUUUCCAGGAGCGCGGCGCGCCAAAGGUAGAGCGCAGUAGUGAUGAUUGGGAGGCUCUGCAAAUGACGCGCGCGAAUGAGGAGAUUUACAAGACCUUCUCGCAGUGCUUGCGUGUGGCGGGGAGUAGACAUGGUGGCGCGUUCCGACACCUGGCUAUCCAGCCGGCGCUGCAGCUCGAGGCAGCACCCUUCAUCAAUCGUAUAAUCUCACCCCACUUGCGCCCGGUCAACAAGCAAAUUAUCAAACCCGCUGAACGUGCUGUCAUGGCGCGACUGGUCAGCCUGAUGGCCGCGAUGGAGUUCCGCUUUUUGCCUGAACGAGGGGAGGAUGGGCAGCUGUCCUAUCGUCUUGAGCCACCCAUUGACGUCUUCAUCACCUACGACGGCAAGCGUGCGGCGGAUAUACCAGCUUCGCGUUACGCGGUGCGGCAAAUGGUGGCUGCCGAGAUCGAACUUGCUAUCACGCGCCAGGCGGAGGUUGUGCAAAAGGAUGCUACGGGAAAGGCUAGCGUGUUCAAUCCCAGCGUAAAGUCUUCCGCCCAGACGAACGGCGCCGCGCCCGAACAUCCCAACAAGCGCGCGAAGAAAGACGUGGUCGCGCCAGUGGAGAAGGAGAAGGUUGCUGUGGACUUUUUCGGGCGCCCGAUAACGAAGGUGACGGCGACGCAGAGCAAGGCUGCGGUGCGCCGCAAUGUGGAGAAGAACUACCGGGUGAGCUUCAAGUAUGCGGAGGGGAACUCUGCUGCUGUGCGGCGUCCGACGAAGGUGUCGGCGUUCUUGCCAUAG